This is a messenger RNA of Vairimorpha ceranae, 521 nucleotides long. RefSeq lists its product as hypothetical. The record is from RefSeq and is a predicted model, not a curated record. The annotation marks the transcript as partial. Lineage: Eukaryota; Fungi; Microsporidia; Nosematidae. The transcript has a single exon.
AUGUUAUUUUGGUUGCAGGAAGUUUUUUGUUCAACACAAAUAUUAGAUCAAAAUUUACCAUUAGAUCUAAGAAUAAAUAAAGCAGAUAUUUCAAGAGCAUCUGAAAACAAAGAAUUAUGUGAACAUGAAAGGUUACAACAAAAAAGUCAAGAAUCGACUAAAACAGAAGUUGAAUAUAUGAAUGAUAUUCAAUUUAAUUCUAAUUUUUUAACAGAUGGUACAGGUAAAAAUUAUAAUAGCAGACAUAAAAAUGCUGAUUAUGGUUUAUUUAAUUUUUCGCCCUCAACAACUGCAACUAAUGAUUUAGUGGCACACAGCUUUACAAGAAGUACAGUUAUUAAGUAUGCAUCUAAAAAACGCCAUUGUGCGUCAGAAGAAUCAAGAAAUGACACAAAACGUUUCAAAACCUCAACCAGUAGUAGAACUGAUAUAUCAGAACAUUCUUACUUAAAUAGAUUUUGGAAUAAUGAUACUCAUUUAUUAUUACAAAAAAACCAAAAUGAUUUAAUACAAGAGCAAUA